Messenger RNA from Betta splendens (Siamese fighting fish), 1687 nucleotides. It is a transcript of the gene kansl2, whose product is annotated as KAT8 regulatory NSL complex subunit 2. The transcript is spliced from 9 exons. The coding region runs from base 143 to 1567 and encodes 474 amino acids. The record is from RefSeq and is a predicted model, not a curated record. NCBI's taxonomy places the organism in Eukaryota, Metazoa, Chordata, Actinopteri, Anabantiformes, Osphronemidae. Gene Ontology annotation, cellular component: NSL complex.
GUUCUGGCCAAUUGGAUCUUGAGGUGGGCGGGAAGUUUGGACAACAUUAGCUGUGGCAGUAUUUGGGAAUGCAGGAAAGUCGAUGUAGUGUCGUGUUCCGUAGAGGCUGUGCGGUGUACGACUGCAGAGAGAGAGAUUUCCAAUGAACAGAAUACGAAUUCAUGUUUUGCCCUCAAGUCGCAAUCGGGUGACCCAGACAGCCCGACCUCAGGAGCCACAGGCCUGCUCCUUCACCCAGCGACAAUGCUCCCAGCCGCGCCUGGAAGGCCUAGAUUACUGCAUCAAACACAUUCUGGAAGACAAGACCGCUCCCUACAAGCAGUGCAGCUAUGUUUCUGCUAAGAAUGGCAAACGCUGCCUCAAUGCUGCGCCAAAGGUUGAGCGGAAAGAUGGUGUGACAUUUUGUGCAGAGCAUGCUCGCAGGAAUGCUAUGGCUCUGAGAGCGCAAAUGAGAAAAAUGUCUUCUGGGCCAUCCCCAGAGACACUGUUGUCUCAACUCAGUGGGUACAGCAGUGCUGAGACACACAACCUUGAUGCAGGGCGCUCUGACGCAAGUCAGAUUCUAGAUAAUGAUAGCCUGAGUGAAGAGGAGCCGGGGCCUUUGGUACUUGACCAGACAUGGAGGGGAGACCCUGAUAGUGAAGCUGACAGUCUUGAUAGUGACCACGAGGAUCCUCUGAAACAUGCAGGAGUGUACACAGCGGAGGAAGUGGCUCUCAUCACCCGUGAAAAACUCAUCAGGCUUCAGUCUCUCUACAUUGACCAGUUCAAACGCCUGCAACAUCUGCUUAAGGAGAAGAAGCGUCGAUACUUGCACAGCCGCAAAGCGGAGCAUGAUACUCUGGGUGGCAGUCUGCUGACAGGGCCUGAAGGACUGUCCAUGAAAGAGAGAGAGAACCUCAAGAAGCUCAAAGCUCUGCGUCGAUACCGUCGUCGGUACGGCGUGGAAGCCCUGCUGCAUCGGCAGCUGAGGGAGAGAAGGCAGGCUGUGACAGAUGGUGCUCCCAAGCUAAACUCGAAAAUGUUGUAUGAAAAAUGCAUGUCCUUGGUGGAAGGAACCCGGUGCACCAACCCCUGCCUGCCUAUGACCAAACACUGUGUACUACACAUCUACCAGGACAACAAUCAGGUGCUGUUUAAAAUGUGUCCAGGCCUGAAGGAUGUCCCCUGUGACCGUACUGUGCACAUGGGUCAGUCGGAUGAGCCUCGCUGCCCUCUCCACCUAACCCUUCCUCCUCCCAUGUAUCAGCCUGAGCAAGAACCUCCAGCACAGGAGCAGCUCACAACUGCAAGCAGAGACAUGUAUCUGAGUGCAGCAGAGCUUCAACCCACGGAGAGCCUUCCCCUGGAGUUUAGUGAUGACCUGGAUGUGGAGGGAGAUGGUAUGCAGGGCCCCCCAUCCCCUUUACAGUUUGACACGGCCCUGGCCCUCGAAGACCAAACCAUCAGAGCCAUUGCUGAAGCCCCAAUGGAGAUUCUGACUGGAGAAGACCCAGACCCGGUUGACUUGGACGCCUCAGGACAAGAACUUUUAGAAAGAGACGUGGAUGCAAUCAUGCAGGACUAGGUUAAUCCCUGAUUAGAGCUUCUGUUAUAUUUAAAUUUUGACCGGUGGAUAUUGUACAUUAUGUCACAAGUUCUGUGUAUGUUAAUUGAGAGGAGUUUAAUAAAGUUUUGUGGAAAACUG